UAUUUUAGAUUCAUUGAAUUUGGCAUUGCUAUUGGUUGAUAUUAUUUUUUUUUUUUGCAACUUGGCAGACUAGUUUAGUUUUUUUUUUUCAUCACAUCAAAAAAAAAAAAGCACAUAUUUUUGGCUAAAGGCCACGUCAAAUUGAGUAAACGUAAAAAAGAAAUUCCGUCAUUUUUUUUAACAGACGAUAUACUAACAGGCUUAUGGCAUAUCAUCCCAAAUCGCCACGUACGCAAAUGAAAAUGUAAACGGUGCAGAAGGUCGUACUAUUGUUUCCAUUUAUAAAUUUGCGAGUUGUUAAAUACAUUCUCAGAAUUGCAUUUUUGUUUUUUUUUUUUUUAUUUACAACAGAUCAUCCAAAUUAUUUCAAUACUUUUGAUACCGUUUGAAAAAAAAAAAAAAAAAACAAGAGAUAUAAUACAGGUUAUGCUCAAAAUGUCAUUCGAAGGAAAAUACAAUGCUAAAAGUCCAGCUGUCAAAAGAUUGAUGAGAGAAGCUCAAGAACUCCAUGAAGCUACAGAAGAGUAUUAUGCAUAUCCCUUGGACGAUAACCUUUUUGAAUGGCACUUCACUGUACAAGGUCCACCUUCAACUGAUUUUGAGGGUGGUGUAUACCAUGGAAGAAUUUUACUACCACCUGAAUAUCCUAUGAAACCACCUAAUAUUAUUUUGUUAACACCCAAUGGUCGUUUCAGAAUAAACAAAAAGAUAUGUUUAAACAUUUCUGGUCAUCAUCCAGAAACUUGGCAACCAUCGUGGAGUAUUAGAACAGCACUGUUAGCAUUAAUUGCUUUUAUGCCUACACCUGGCAAUGGAACUAUUGGUUCUUUAGAUUAUAGCACUGAAGAAAGACAAAAGCUAGCUAAAAAAUCAUUGAAUUGGCAAUGUGAUAAUUGUGGAAAAGUGGUUGAUUUGUUGUCUAAAAAUUCAAUAAAAAAACCUAUUACUGAAGAAGAACAAAAUAUGUUAGAUAUGAUAGCUUUAAAGGCUGAUGAAACACCAACGAUUGAAACAAGUUUUACAGAGAAUUCUGAAAAUGGGGAUACUGCAAGUGAACUGAGACAUCGUAGAGAAACAAAUUUAAGUGAAAGUCAAGAUGCUCAACAAUCUACUGUGCAUUUAAAUCCUCAAGUAGAAACAAUGUCAUCUACGAACGAUCUAUUUUGGAAUAUACUAAUAACAUUAUUAGUAUCGGCUAUUAUUUUACUUGUUUUGCGACGGCUGUUUCUUGUGUAAAAUGAUUACUUUGCUACAUAGAAAACAAAACAAAAACAAAAAAACACGCGUUACUAUUGUAAGUAUGUUAAUUAU
Messenger RNA from Polistes dominula (European paper wasp), 1311 nucleotides. RefSeq names its product ubiquitin-conjugating enzyme E2 J1. NCBI's taxonomy places the organism in Eukaryota, Metazoa, Arthropoda, Insecta, Hymenoptera, Vespidae. The record is from RefSeq and is a predicted model, not a curated record.